Molecule: messenger RNA, 3387 nt
Organism: Insectozyma verbasci
Lineage: Eukaryota; Fungi; Ascomycota; Pichiomycetes; Serinales; Debaryomycetaceae
Source: the annotation of a GenBank genome assembly
AUGAUGGACUUGCAAUCAAUACAACCACCAAAUGAAUGGUCACAAUUUUUCAAAAGAUUAAGCAAAAUAUUUUUUCAAAUUAAUACUCAUUUAACUUUUUUAUCUUCUCAUGGUAGGUCAAUUAUUCCAUCAUUGGAAUUAAUACAAAAAUUAAAUUCAUCAAUUACUAUAACCGAUUUAGUCGCUUUUAAGUAUAUUUUACCCCACGAUGAAAUUUUUUUAGAUUAUGUUGAUGAAAAUCAAAUUAUGCUAUCAUUUUUAGAACAAGUUAAAGUUAGUCAUAAAGGUUAUCAACAAACAGAAGUUGUUGAAAAAUAUGAUGAAUUAAAUAAAAAAUCGAAAUUAAUUUUAAUAUUUGAUUUUCAAGAUGUUAAAUUACAUGGUAUCGGUUUGGUUACUAAAAGUAGUAGACAUAAAAAACAGAAAUUAAAUGAUGAUGAUGAUUUUGAAACAAAUAAACGACUGGGUUUUUUUUUGCAAAAUAAAAUUUUUCAAAUUAAUCCGUUAAAUCAAAGUCAAUUAACUGGAGUUAUAAGGAGUAGAAAUAAUAAAUUUAUUACAUUAUUAACUAAAUUUAUUGAAAAAUAUGGAGAUUUAGCUCAAGAGAAAUUAUUAGCAAAAUGUGAAAAAUUAAUACCUAAAAAACCAGAUAAUAGUGAUAUAAUGGAUGUAUUAACUGGAAAGAAAAGUGUUACUCCUGAUGUAAAAGAGUUGGUUUCUUCAGAUGAUAUGAUACAAGUGUUGAAGGAGUCUAAAUUUUAUAAUGAUCAAAUUACUGCAAUACGAACAUUAAAUGAAACAACACCAGCACAAUAUCAACAAUUAUCAUCAACUACAUUACAACUGAUACAUCCAGAUUUAAAAGAAAUGUUGCUACAGGUUAAAGGUAUAUCUAUAGAUGAAGGUUUAUAUACACAUCAAGCAAGUGCGUUAGAAACUGUAUUAAAUUCGACCGAUAAAAAUCAUGUUAUUGUAUCUACUUCAACAGCAUCUGGUAAAUCAUUGAUAUAUCAAAUUCCAAUAUUAAAUUCAAUAUUAUGGGAUAUUACAAACGGUCUUGAAGGUCGUAACUCGACUGCAUUUUUUAUAUUCCCUACAAAGGCAUUAGCUCAGGAUCAAAUGAGACAUUUUCAAGAAUUUAUAGAUAGAUUACCUACAAGUUUCGAUAGACCAAUUAAGAUAAAUACUUAUGAUGGUGAUGUUCCAUUUGAUGAACGUACUAAAAUUUCAAAAGAAGCAGAUAUAAUUUUUACAAAUCCAGAUACAUUACAUGCAUCAAUUUUACCAGGUAACAAGUAUAGUUCGUGGGCUGAAUUUUUGAAAAAUCUAAAAUAUGUGGUUGUUGAUGAAUUACAUAUAUAUAAAUCUAAUUUUGGAAUCAAUGUAGGUUAUGUAAUGGGUAGAUUAUCAAGGAUAAAGAAAAGGUUCACUCCUGAUGAGAAUCUUCGAUUUAUUUCAUGUUCCGCAACUAUACAAAAUCCGACACAACAUUUUAAAACAAUUUGCUCAAUACCUGAUGAUCACACAAUUAUACAUAUAGAUGAAGAUGGAUCACCAAGAUGUGAAAAGAAAUUAGUUGUAUGGAACCCUCCCACUUUAAUGAAUAAAAGAGGUGAAGCAGAUGGAUUAAAUAAAUUUACUCCAAGAGUUGGAUCAAUUUCAGAAUGUGCAAAGAUAUUAUUAACACUAAUCUCAAAAAUUCCAACUAUUAAAAUAAUCAUCUUUUGUCCUGUUCGUGUCGUUUGUGAAAUGUUAAUGAGAGAGAUUAGACACUUGUUGAAAAAUUCCUAUUUUUCAAAAGCUGGAAUUGAUCAAAGUGAUAUUAUGUCUUAUCGUGGUGGUUAUUCAAAAUCAGAUAGACGAAUAAUUGAGAAAAAAAUGUUUGAUGGUCAAUUAAAGGCAAUUAUUGCAACCAAUGCAUUAGAAUUGGGUAUUGAUUUAUCUGACUUAGAUGUUGUUAUAUCUUGUGGUUUUCCCAUCUCAAAAUCAAAUCUACAUCAACAAUUUGGUAGAGCAGGAAGGGGUAGAAAUGCAAAAGGUAGUUUAGCUAUGUUUGUAGCUUCAAAAAAUCCACUUGAUCAAUAUUAUCUUGAAAAUGUGAAUGAGUUGGUCGAUACUACUUAUGAAGAUUUAUGUGUUGAGGGAUUAAAAGAUUUAGAUCAUACUUCAUUAAUAUUGGAGAAACAUUUACAAUGUGCAGCUUACGAGGAUCCAGUAGAUGCAGAGUUAGAUUAUCCAUAUUUAUCAUCAUCUUCAUUUGAAAAAUUUAAACAAAUUUUGAACGAGAAAUUGUUAUUGGACAUAGAUGGAAAAUAUAAACCACAUCCUAAGUAUUUACCAAAACCAAGUAAUCAUGUUUCGAUAAGACAAAUGGAUGAGACUUUAAUUGCAUUAGUUGAUAUCACAAAUAAAAAAAACUUAGUCAUUGAAGAAUUAGAAUUACUGAGAUCUACAUUUACAGUAUAUGAAGGUGGGAUAUUUAUACAUCAAGGACAAUCUUAUUUAGUUAAAGAAUUUAAUCAUCAACAGAAAUAUGCUAAACUAGAAAGAGUCGAUGUUGAUUGGACAACCAGACAAAGAGAUUAUUCCGAUGUGGAUCCUGAAGAAGUUGAAUAUGUAAAACCAUUAUAUCCCGUCACUUCAAAUAAACCGUUAGAUAUUCCGAGUUUUUAUGGAGCGGUUAAAAUUACAUCUAAAGUAUUUGGAUUUUUUAAAGUUAAUAGAAAAGCAGAAAUUAUAGAAGUGGUAGAAACUAAAAAUCCAACAAUUACAUCAUUUUCAAAAGGGUGUUGGAUAAAUAUACCAGAUGAUGCAUUGGAAAUAAUUAAAAAUAAAGGAUUGUCAAUUGCCGCUGGUGUUCAUGGGGCAGCACAUGCAAUUACUAAUAUAUUACCAGUAUUCAUAAAUGGUGUAGAAGCUGGAUCACAACAUAGAUUAAUUCCAGAUGUUGAAAUAGAAACUGAAUGUAAAUCCCCCGAGAAGGAAUUUUCAAAAACUGAAUCGAAAAGAAAAAGACCAGGGAGGUUGAUAUUUUAUGAUACAAAAGGUAAAGAAAGUGGUAAUGGAUUAUCUUAUAAAUGUUUUGAAUGUAUUGAUGAGAUUUUAGCAGCUACUUUCAAAAGAGUUUGGAAUUGUAAAUGUAAAUGGGGUUGUCCAUUAUGUAUUAUAAGUAACAAAUGUAAAGAAAUGAGUGCUGUUAUGUCAAGACCAUCAGCUUUAUUAAUACUUGCCUCAUUUAUGAACAAAGAUUUAGUAGAAGUUGCUAAAGAAUUACCUGAUGGCCCUGAACCAAAUAUGCCUAAAAUUGCAUUUGAUUCAAUUGAAGAAGCUUCCUCAACUGUUAGAUUUUCACCAAAUGUUAAAAUAUUAAAUAUUGUACGAGAAUAA